This is a messenger RNA of Thelazia callipaeda (thelaziosis nematode), 222 nucleotides long. The record is from the annotation of a GenBank genome assembly. Lineage: Eukaryota; Metazoa; Nematoda; Chromadorea; Rhabditida; Thelaziidae.
AUGAUUGUUUCCAGAUUAGUGAUAUUUUUUCUGUACAUUAGAGUACGAAAACAUUCAAUUUCAGUCAGUAGUGCUAAGAAAACGCUCGAAAACAUCUCAUUCGAUCAGUGCCGUGGAUUCGAUGAGGACGAAGCAGCGGGGAUCAGUAGAACUGGGCAUGGGGCGAGUGCAUCGAGAAUGCCAGAAUAUGAUCUAGCGCCAGAAUCAAUUAUGAAAAAAUGA